ACGUUUCAGUGAUGAUGUCUCUUCUGUCAGGAUUUACCCGUUUUUGAUGACAGCACGGGAUUAGCCUGACUCGGUUGCGACGUAAUCCCUUUUUCAAAUGUCCGAUCGUCACACGAACGUGCUUUUAGUUAAAAUUUUCAUAUAGACAUUAUAAUUUAUAAUCUAUUUAUUAAAAGAUCAUAUAAUAAAUUUCUUAUAGAAAUCAUUAUAUAAUGUUACAAAUUUUAAGAUUUGAGAUAAACGUCGACAGUGGUUGUUAAGCGAUAAAAAUUAUUGUCUCUCUAUCUCUCUGUCUUUCUCUCUCUCUCUUUCUCUCUCUCUCUCUCUCUCUCUCUCUCUCUUUCUCUCUCUCUCUCUCUCUCUCUCUUUCUCUCUCUCUCUCUCACUCUCUCUUAAUUUGUGAUUACGAGUACAUUCCUGUGAUAUAGAUAAUAAUACAAGAAAAUUAUCUUAUAAUAAUAGAAGAUAAAGUGAUUUCGUUGAAGUGUUAAAGCUGAAAUCAUUGAUCGAAUUAUCGAGAGAAUUUUCGUUUUACAAAUAUGUCGCCUCAAGAAAAACUUGCUACAUCAACCGAUUUAAAUUUAACGGAUCAUGCCUGUGAUACUUUAUCUCGGACUUCAAAUUCUACUGAUAAACAUGCAAAUCGUAAGAAUUCCUCGAAAGAUCUUAAAAAUCAACUUGCCAAUAUGAAGGAUCCGAAGGAUAUGGAUUUCGAUGAUCUUCUACCUUACGUCGGGGAGUUUGGAUUAUAUCAGAAGAUUCUCUUCGUUAUGAUGAUACCCUUUGCCUCGUUCGUUGCUUGGGUAUAUUUCUCUCAAAUCUUUCUUACCCUAGUACCGGAAGGACAUUGGUGUUGGAUACCAGAGUUAGAAAAUCUUACCGCCGAAGAAAGAAUCGCAUUGGCAAUACCACUUGAAGGCGAAGGCUAUUCAAAGUGUAUCAUGUACGAUACUAAUUACACUGAGAUCCUGUCGAAAGGAAUAAAGGUCAGCGAUCCAACGUGGUCAAUAAAGAAGUGUCAGCAUGGUUGGGAAUUUAACUACACGGACAUUCCCUAUUCAACUAUAGCAACCGAGCUUGAAUGGGUUUGUGACGACAGUGCUUUACCAAAUACUGCCCAGAGCAUCUUCUUCGUUGGCGCCAUUUUUGGUGGAUUGAUAUUUGGAUGGAUCGCCGAUCGAUUUGGACGAGUACCAGCGUUGGUUGGAGCAAAUAUUACUGGCUUUUUAUCAGGUGUUGCCACGGUCUUUGCCGGAAAUUUCUGGGAAUUUGCUGUGUGUCGUUUCUUCUUUGGUUUUGCUUUCGACAAUUGUUUUACAAUGAUGUAUAUAUUAGUCUUGGAAUAUGUCGGACCGAAAUGGCGUACAUUUGUUGCUAACAUGUCGAUAGCGAUUUUCUUUACUUUCGCAUCUUGCAUCUUACCUUGGAUCGCUUAUUUCUUGGCUGACUGGAAACUGACAUGCUUGGCAACGUCCGUUCCCCUAAUUUUAGCUGUAGUAUCACCAUGGUUAAUACCGGAAAGUGCAAGGUGGUUGGUCAGUCAAGGACGAAUAGAUAAAGCCAUAGGGAUCUUGAGAAAGUUCGAACGGAUUAAUGGUACAAAAGUUCCCGAUGAUAUUUACAAACAAUUCCAAGAAACCUGUGCUAAAAUACGUAAAGAAGAGGAAACUGACAAAUCUUAUUCCGUGUUGGAUCUAUUUAAAAGUCCACGGCUACGUAAGAUUACGAUCUUGUUCAUCGUGAUUUGGAUGGCGAUUUCUCUGGUCUUCGAUGGUCACGUGAGGAAUGUCGACAAUCUUGGUCUAAACGUUUUCAUCACGUUCACCGUUGCUGCAGCAACCGAAUUACCAGCUGAUACUUUCUUGACACUGGUCCUUGACAGAUGGGGUAGAAGAUGGUUAGCCUGCGGUUCAAUGGUGAUAUCUGGAAUCUUCAGUAUCUGGGCUUGCGCUGUUUCAAACAAUAUUUACUCUGCUACUCUGGCUAUAUGUGGAAGAUUUUGGGUAAACAUUUCCUACAAUAUAGGUUUGCAAUAUGCGGCUGAAGUUCUGCCAACUGUAGUACGUGCUCAAGGAGUCGCUCUAAUUCACAUAAUGGGAUACGUCGCUAGUAUUUUAGCACCUUUUGUAGUUUAUUUGAAUAUCAUCUCUUCGAUCCUUCCAUUAUUACUCUUAGGUAUCUUUGGAAUUAUAGGAGGUCUUUUGACUCUCUUUCUACCAGAAACAUUAGACAAAGAUCUGCCACAGACUUUAGAAGAUGGUGAGAAUUUUGGUUUGAAUCAAAAAAUGUGGGAUGUACCUUGCUUCUCGAAAAAAUUGCAAGAUAAAGAACCCCCGGCACCUGAAAUAUUCCGAUCUUUUGGCAGAACUAGUGCGAGAAUUUCAAUGAGAGCAUCUCUUCGUGGUGAAGUGAUGCGAAGUAAUCUAAUUCAUAGAUCUAGCAUGAAAUCACAAAAGAAUACAAGUCCAACAGUGGAAAUGGCAAAAUUAUAGCGUACAAAGUCAAUGUCUUUCGUUUGACUUCUGAAAAUUGUGAUAUCAAAAAUUAUUGAAGUCGUUUUAAAGCUUCGAUAAUACUGGCCAAAAAACGCAUCAAGUGAUACGAUAUAAUAUUCGUGAAAAAUUGACGAGUAUAAAAAUAAAAGUUUUUAGACAAAAAAAAAUAUCCAUCGAGAAAUAAAGAAAUUUGAUAAAUAAAUAUAUUAUAAGUAUAUACUACAUAUAUACUAUACAUAUAUAUAUAUAUUUAUUUAUUUAUUCAUUUGCAUUUACACAUCUUGAAGUCAUUAUAUCAUCAUUCAUUUAUCAUUAAUAGAAUUUGUUGUUCUUGAUUUAUUAAUCAAAUAUUUAAUAUAUAAACAUGACGUAAAAAGUAUUUUAAAAUAUUUCAUUAAAUAACAAAUAGCACGUAUAUACACUAUCAAUCGAAAUUAAAUCGUACUGUGAAAUAUUAUCACAUCAUUUAUUUCAUUAAAAAAAAAGGAAUACUCAUUAGGUAUACUAUGCUAAAUAAAUUACGAUACUGUAUAAUUCUAUCAUUAGUGUUUGAAUACAUAUCAGUACUCUUAGAUCAAAACCAAGAAUUUAAUAUAACUUGUCAUUUAAUUCACUGUUGAUAUAAAAAAAAAAUAUUAUAAUAUAUAAUAAUGUAAUAGUAUUUAAACAUUAUUUGUAUAUUACUUAUUACUCUCACUAUAAGAAUAUACUAUAUACAAACUAAUAGUAACUUUAAAUAUUUUUAUGGAAGCCCUCAGGAUAUAUUUAGAAUUUUACUUUUAAAGUAAACUUACUCUAAAUUUUGUUUCAUAUUUUUGAUUAUAUCCGCUUAAUUUUAACUAUUUAAUAGUUAAUUUCUUAAAUUUCCUAUACAUACAUAUUUAAUAUCAGUAAAAUCAUCAAUACCAUGACUAGACCCUUCCCUUCCUAAUCCUGAUUCCUUUACACCUCCAAAUGCAGCUUCCGCGCACGAAAUUAAUCCUUCAUUUACACCUACCAUACCAACUUCCAUCUUCCUUGCUACUCUAAACACUUGUGAUAUAUCUUGCGAAUAAAAAUAUCCAGCUAAUCCCACAGGAGUAUCAUUGGCUUUUUUCAAAACAUCUUCUUCAUUAUGGAAUUUAUUAAUAACAGCCACAGGGCCAAAUAUUUCUUUAUUAUAUAUUUUCAUAUCUUUAGUAACGUCUGUGAGCAAUGUAGGAGCAUAAAAUAAAGGACCCAAUUCAGGUAAUGGUUUACCACCACAAUGUACUUUAGCUCCUUUACAGACUGCAUCUUGAACUAAAUCAUCUACCAUUUUCAAUUGACUAUCCUUAAUAAGAGGCCCAUGAGUGAUACCUUCUUUACUACCAUCACCCAUUUUAAUUUCACUUUUAAUUUUAACCAAAUAUUUUUCAAUAAAUUUAUCAAAUAUUUCUGCUUGUACAAAAAAUCUGUUGGCAGAAACACAAGUCUGACCUGUGUUACGGAACUUGCUAGCCAUUGCUCCUGCUACAGCUGCAUCCAAAUCAGCAGUAUUAAAGACAAUAUAUGGUGCAUUACCUCCAAGUUCAAGACUAAGACGCUUCAUGGUUCCUGCACACUGUUGAUAUAAAAUCUUUCCAACACCCGUAGACCCAGUAAAUGAAACAACUCUUAUUGCAGGAUUAUCACAAAGUUCCUUGCCAACUGCUGCAGAAUUUUUUAUACUUGUUGUAACUACAUUAAAAGUACCAGCAGGAAAACCUGCUUUUUCUGCAAGAUCAGCUAAUGCUAGUGCAGUGAGUGGUGUAUCCUCAGAUGGUUUAACAACACAAGUACAUCCAGCAGCAAAAGCAGCACCAGCUUUUCGGGUAAUCAUUGCAUGAGGAAAAUUCCAUGGUGUAAUUAAAGCAGAUACUCCAACCGGUUGUCUUAAUAAAAGUAAUUCUCUGUUACGUACUGGAGCUUGAAGAACUUCUCCAUUAAUGCGUCUUGCUUCUUCAGAAAACCAUUCGAUAAAAGAAUUUCCAUAUUUAAUUUCUCCUCUAGAUUCUGCCAAUGAUUUACCAUUUUCUUUAGUCAAAAUUUUUGCUAAAUCUUCUGAAUGUUUAACCAUAAGAUUAUACCAGUUUCUUAAUAAAUCGCUUCUCUCUUUUGCUGUUGUAGAUUUAAAUGUUUCAAAUGCUUUAGAUGCUGCAUUAAUAGCUAUUCGAGUAUCUUCUGCAUUCAUAUCAGGAACAUUUUUAAUGACAGAUUUAUCAACUGGAUUUUGAACAGGAAACGUCUGACAACUGUUUGCUCCUAACCACUUGCCGUCAAUAUAAGCCAGAUCUCUUAAUAAAUGUAAUCCACGGCUAGCAAUAUUUGCAUGCAACUUUACUCCUUCUUUUAACGACUGCAUGAUAAUAACAGGCAUUUCGAUCUGUUGAAAAUAUAAUAAAAAAAUUUGUAAAGGUACAUGUAAUAAAAGAAUACUUGUAAGAGCAAUAUCGGCAUAUUCUAAGAAAUAAUUAUUCUAAAUUAUUUAUAAACUGAC
Vespa velutina is the source of this 4992-nucleotide messenger RNA. RefSeq names its product organic cation transporter protein. The record is from RefSeq and is a predicted model, not a curated record. The transcript has 8 exons. Lineage: Eukaryota; Metazoa; Arthropoda; Insecta; Hymenoptera; Vespidae. Bases 540 to 2492 code for a protein of 650 amino acids. Gene Ontology annotation, molecular function: transmembrane transporter activity. Gene Ontology annotation, biological process: transmembrane transport. Gene Ontology annotation, cellular component: membrane.